This is a messenger RNA of Penicillium lagena, 801 nucleotides long. RefSeq names its product complex I 24 kDa subunit family protein. The record is from RefSeq and is a predicted model, not a curated record. The transcript has 3 exons. Bases 1 to 801 code for a protein of 266 amino acids. Gene Ontology annotation, molecular function: NADH dehydrogenase activity. NCBI's taxonomy places the organism in Eukaryota, Fungi, Ascomycota, Eurotiomycetes, Eurotiales, Aspergillaceae.
AUGGCUUCCAAGCUCUUUUACGUCCCGCGGGUUGGCCGCCAGGUGCUACGCCAGGUUUCCGCCCAAAGCAGACCAUUUUCGGCCGGUCCGCAACGGUUCAGCGAAUCCCUUUCCGUGCACCGCAACAAUCCCACCAACAACCCGAGCAUUCCCUUCAAGUUCUCCGAGCAGAACCUCAAACUCGCCGAUGAGAUCCUCAAGCGCUACCCGCCACAAUACAAGAAGGCCGCUGUCAUGCCACUUCUGGAUCUGGGCCAGCGCCAGCACGGCUGGACCAGCAUCAGUGUCAUGAAUGAGGUUGCGCGCAUGCUUGAGAUGCCUCCUAUGCGUGUCUACGAGGUGGCCACCUUCUACACCAUGUACAACCGGGAACCGGUCGGCAAGUUCUUUGUGCAGCUGUGCACUACGACCCCCUGCCAACUCGGCGGCUGCGGCAGUGACGCCAUCGUCAAGGCCAUCACGGAACACCUGGGCAUCACCCCCGGCCACACGACUGAGGACGGCCUGUUCACCUUCAUUGAAGUCGAGUGCCUGGGUGCCUGUGUCAAUGCCCCUAUGGUCCAGAUUAACGACGACUACUACGAGGACCUGACCCCGGAGUCCAUCAAGACCCUCCUCACAGCCCUCAAGGAUUCCACGACCGCCACCGGUGCCAGCACCAAGAUCCCCGCACCGGGCCCAUUGACCGGGCGCGACACAUGUGAGAACAGUGCCGGCCUGACAAACCUGAAGAACCCCGAGUGGAACCCGGAGACCAUGAUGCGGAAGGAUGGUGCAUUGGACGCGAAGGCUCAGCAAUAG